Cyphellophora attinorum is the source of this 1992-nucleotide messenger RNA. RefSeq lists its product as uncharacterized. The transcript is spliced from 2 exons. The coding region runs from base 1 to 1992 and encodes 663 amino acids. The record is from RefSeq and is a predicted model, not a curated record. Lineage: Eukaryota; Fungi; Ascomycota; Eurotiomycetes; Chaetothyriales; Cyphellophoraceae.
AUGGUCACGAAACAUGACCUCGGCCAACGCCAGAAGGUCAAGGCGAGGGACGAACGGCGCCGCAGGAGUCGGGAGAAAAAGACGCGUCUUCGAGAACAUGACAUGGAGAGUCGGCUCGGAGAAAGCGCCGUCGAAGCCAGCCAGUCUCGUGAGCAAGAAGGCGAAGCCAAAGGCCACGAGAGCUCGGGGCUGCUGGCAGCUCUGUCGUCCGAUGCGUUAGGCAUCGGGAAUUUGGGAUCAUUCUUCCACGCCGGUGAUACGAGGCUCGAGGUUGCCGCCCGGCACGGGCCGAUCCCGCUGGUACCAGAAGGUAGCAAGGCGCUCAAAUGGCGCGCGAGCAUGGUGCACAACAACCCAGGUGAAGGAUUGACACAGACGAAGUACUCGGAUCCGGCAGUGAUACGCGAUCUUGGCUUCAACGUGAUGGUAAAGAACGAUGGGCGCCCUCCGCAUACUGCAAUCACCUGGGACAGCUUUGACUCCGACAUCUUCCCCAAUGGCACUGAUGGUCGCGCUUGGGUCGAGCAGCGAGCUGCUGAGAUUGAUGAGGAGAUCAAAGCCAUUCAUCAAUCGGGAAUGAAAGCAAUGUACUGGUCCGACGUCUUUGUGCUGCCCAAGUCACUCAUAAAGAAGUACAGCUCGAUGCUGAAAGACGAUCAAGGAAGGUGGUCUUUAGACUCACCUGAGAUGAUCGCCAUCACGAAGUACAUGUUCGACGCUGUCUUUGAGCGCUUCCCAGAUCUCGAUGGUUUGGUCAUUCGCACGGGCGAGAUCUAUACCCAUGACGUGCCAUUUCAUCGCGGGAGAAGCCCGAUCACCAAUGGUACUGAAAGCCACAUACAGCUCCUGAAGAUCUUGGAGGAGGUCGUGAUCCAUAAGCACAAGAAGAUGGUCUUCUACCGGACGUGGAGUUUCGAUGGCUUCCACACAGAUCCUUACUAUUAUCGUCAAGUGACUGAUGCGAUCAAGCCGAACAAGCGCCUGGUCAUGGUCAUCAAGCAUACGGCGGGUGAUUUCUGGAGGACGCUGCCUUUCAACCCUACUCUCGGAAUUGGUAGUCAUGAUUUUAUGGUCGAGAUCCAAUGCCAGCGGGAGUACGAAGGAAAGGGUGCCAUCCCAAACUACGUCAUGAAGGGCGUCAUCGAAGGCUUCGACGAGAAUGUGCUCGAUGAUGGUCCCAAGAGCUUGCGAGACUUGCGUGGCAAUGAGCUCUUCCAGGGCGUCCUUGCAUGGCCACGUGGUGGCGGCUGGCAUGGUCCGUACCCUGCAAACGAGCUCUGGAUCGACAUGAAUGUUGAAGUGCUGGCCAGAUGGGCGCAGCGACCCAACGAGAAAGAGGAAGAUCUGUUCUUCUACUGGGUGCAGCGCAAGCUGGGACUCGACUACGAAUCAGCUCGCAACCUACGAGAGAUCGCAUUGCUUUCAGCCCGGGGAACUCUGUUGGGGCACUACUCUCUCGAUCACCAGAUCAUGAACCUGCCUUGGACACGAGACUUCUUCAUUGGCGGUGCGGACGCGGCUCUGAAGGCGGACUUCAAUGCUAUCAUCAACGAAGGGCUGGUGGAUGCUGUGUUGUCCGAGAAAGCGCUGGCGGUAUACCUCUGGGAGAUGCUGCCGGGCCCAGCGCGAUAUGUCCACUUCAAGGAUCGGAAGCUGCGUGAAUUCGUCGAUCACAGCAUCGAAUACGCCAUCCUACUCUACACCAUCAUCUGGCGCUCGUGGAUCGUGCAAUUGAAGGGCAUGGAGGGAGACCGGACAGGCAACCACGACCAAGAAGCGAUGCAAAUCGGCAUUGAGGCGUACGAUCUUGCGCUGUCGAGGUACAUGGCAUUAUCUGGAGAGGCUAACGCGACGGAUAUGGUAUCGUCUCUGUACACGCCAUUUCAGUAUCGCAACACUGAUCCAGAUCCUGUGUUUGGGGUCAAUCACUCGAUGAACAUGUGGAGAUGGGUUAUGGAGAACAAGACACAGGUCUUUAGGGAAGAGCUGUGA